Messenger RNA from Aedes aegypti (yellow fever mosquito), 400 nucleotides. RefSeq lists its product as uncharacterized. The transcript has 3 exons. The coding region runs from base 30 to 335 and encodes 101 amino acids. The record is from RefSeq and is a predicted model, not a curated record. NCBI's taxonomy places the organism in Eukaryota, Metazoa, Arthropoda, Insecta, Diptera, Culicidae.
UUUUUGUUUUUGUUCGUAAUAACUGCAAGAUGGAAUGCUACUUCAAGGAGUUGGGAAUCAUCGAUGGUCUGACGCUUAACAUGGAACGAGUAAAGCAACAUCUGGCGAAUGUAGAGGAACGUGCACGAGAGUUUUACGAGACUGCCUACAAAACUUGCGAUGACGAGCUCGAUGAGGACAAACAUAAAUUUCAUGUUGUGAUGUGCAGCCCAUAUCCAACCGCCAUUCAGAAAUGUGUGCAGGAAAAAAUGAUCCAGCAGUGUCCGGAGGAGUAUUUUGUCAAGAGUGAACUUUGCGACCAAGUGAAAAACGGAGACAAACUUUGCGAGAACUAAAUGUGUUACAGAAAUGACAAUUACAACAAUGAAUUUUUGAAACUAAAUUUCAUGUCAAACCAGAA